Molecule: messenger RNA, 675 nt
Organism: Maudiozyma saulgeensis
Lineage: Eukaryota; Fungi; Ascomycota; Saccharomycetes; Saccharomycetales; Saccharomycetaceae
Source: the annotation of a GenBank genome assembly
AUGACUAAAAGGAUAUUGAUGCUACAUGGGCUAGCCCAAACUGGUCCAUAUUUUAAUUCCAAGACUAGAAAUUUUCGUACAGCAUUGGAAGGAUUAGGGUACGAAUUAUUUUAUCCAACAGCGCCUAAUAGAUACCCAGCUGCUGAUAUACCUACUGACCUAUUAGACUCUGUUGCCACGGAACCGAACUCGAAUGAAGUUGUUGCUUGGAUUGAAAAUGAUGAAGUGAAUCAUACCUACUUCUUGCCUAAGACCACAAUCAAUUUUUUACAUGAUUAUGUUUGUGAGAAUGGACCAUUCGAGGGAGUCGUUGGUUUUAGUCAAGGUGCUGGUGUCGCUGGAUAUCUGAUGACAGAUUUUAAUGGCCUACUAGGAUUAACAUCUGAGGAACAACCUACUUUGAAAUUUUUCAUGUCCUUCAGUGGAUUUAGAUUUGUUCCAGAAACUUACCAGGAACAAUACAAUAAUCAUAUCAUCGCCAUUCCUUCCUUACACGUAAAAGGUGAAUUAGAUACAGUCACAGAACCAUGGAAGAUAGAAUCUCUUUAUAAUUCUUGCUUAGAGGAUUCUAGGACAAUUCUGAUGCAUGGUGGUGGCCAUUUUGUUCCAAAUGCUAGAGGGUUUGUUAAGAAAGUUGUUGACUGGCUACAAACAGUGACGCAAGAGGAAAAUUGA